Messenger RNA from Symbiodinium pilosum, 488 nucleotides. NCBI's taxonomy places the organism in Eukaryota, Dinophyceae, Suessiales, Symbiodiniaceae. The record is from the annotation of a GenBank genome assembly.
GAAGAUCAAGCACCAAAGCUUCCGACGAGCCGGUGGAGGAGUCUCAGGAGGAGGAAGAUGAUGCCGCUGAGGAGGAAGAGGACGAGGAGGAGGAAGAGCAGCAACAGCAAGUGCCGGGCAAGACCCGCUGGGCUGACGUCGAUUCGGAUGACGAGCAACUCCUUCCGAGCGCGGAUGAGGAUGUUGGAGACAAGGAGAAGGCUUCUGAGGAGAACGCCGAGGAAGAGUGGCAAGAGGUUAAAAGAGAGAGGAAGGCGAAGCCUGUGAAGACGGAAGUGGCCAAUGCGGCUAGGUCUGAAGCCCGGCCUCGCGAGAACCGCCGGGAUGGCCGCAGGGACGAUCGCCGCCGGAAGGACAAUCCUGCGAAAAUGGGCCAGAAGGACUCAAACGGCAAGGAGGAGGGUCAACCGGCAAGGAGGAGGCGAGAUGGCGACAGAAACGCGCGGGACCGCCGACGAACAGGCGGAGGCGAACACGCCCCUCGUCAG